Molecule: messenger RNA, 882 nt
Organism: Leishmania mexicana MHOM/GT/2001/U1103
Lineage: Eukaryota; Euglenozoa; Kinetoplastea; Trypanosomatida; Trypanosomatidae
Product: similar to leishmania major. l411.4-like protein
Exons: 1
Coding region: 1-882 (293 amino acids)
Source: RefSeq, a predicted model, not a curated record
AUGUUGCUCCCGGCGCCGCUUGUCAGCAUCUCCGGCAAUCAGUGCGACAAGGUCGGCAUCUCACCAGACUAUUUCUACUCACUCUCCAGCGCUACGCAGUGCAACGCGCAGAAGGGGACGUGCGUGCGACACCAGCUGGCCGACUACCGUGCGGCGGACCUGGAACAGAUCGCGCAGGGCGUAGGCGGGCGCUAUAUCGCCACCUCUCUCGGCACCUUCACGCGGCAGAGGAUGGGGGAACAGGAGUUCCUGCUCGAUGCGGUGGAGCGCACGGGCGGGGCGAUGCUGCGGUGGACGGUUAAUGCGGACGGCCUCGCAUUCCAGCCUCUCCCGGUGAACGGCGUACUGGAUGCGAUCAAGUUUGGCAGCAGCACAGGCAUCCUCUAUGUAACGGUUCGCAACAACAACACAUAUGGUGGCCUCUACUACGUUGCCGUUGGUCAGUGUCAGGGAGCACGCGCAUCGCACUGUGAUAGCGACGGGGUGACACACGAGUGUGUCCGCACGGCUUUUGUGGCCGGCGCUAACACCUCCUCACUGUUGCAGUUCAGCAUGGUGAACGACCCGUCCGAGGAGGUGGGGAGCAUCGCCUCAUGCAUCGUCGUCUUUCGCGACGCGGCCGCUGCGCUGCUGGCCUCCACAAACGUUUCCUGGACGGUCGAACACACGCCCACUACGCCAGCGCCGAAUGCCCCCAAAGCGGAGCAGUGCCGACGCUGCGCCUUCAGCGACCUGCGGUGUCUCUUCAGCACCGUCUGCGAGUGGCAGAUGCUCGUGUGGACAGCCGUGGCUGUGGCUGUGGCGUGGGCGCCGUAUGCCAUCUUGGCCUACUGGCGCAUAGCAUGGCACGUUGGCGCCAAGUUCUUGGCGUGUCUGAACUGA